Messenger RNA from Bufo bufo (common toad), 1685 nucleotides. RefSeq names its product EF-hand calcium binding domain 14 (gene EFCAB14). The record is from RefSeq and is a predicted model, not a curated record. Lineage: Eukaryota; Metazoa; Chordata; Amphibia; Anura; Bufonidae.
GACGCCGCAUAGAAGAUGAAGAAGCGGAAAGAGCUGAACGCCCUGAUCGGUCUGACCGGAGAGACCGGAAGGAAGAAGCCGAAGAAGGGCUCCGGGCACCGGCCUCGCACUGAACCCCCGGCCUCAGACUCGGACACCUUCACGGAGAGGACGAGUUCGCUGCGCUGGAGAGAGACGCGUCCGCUGCGGGAGGUCACACUGUGGAGUGUUCUUCAGUGCUGCCGGGUGUGUUACCCUCUCUGCGUCAUUGUGUUGGCCGCGUGCAUGGUGACCUGCGUGGGCCUGGUCUGGAUGCAGGUCGCCCUGAAGGACAUGGAUGCUCUCAAAGAACAGCUCAAAGCAAGUAAGAAAAUGGAGUCAGUUCAGCGGAAUUCAGUCCAAGAGAUUCCAAAAAUCAACGAAGACUUGCUGGUUAAGAAACGUCUGCAGGAGCUUGUGAGUGGAGACCUGGGGUUAAACAGACUGUGGACCAACCUUACUGAGGCGAAUAAGCAGAUCACUUUUCUGACCAGCGCUGUUAAUGAACUGAAGACCAGCCUCAAGUCUGCAUCUGAUAUGAUCAACCUCCCUAAAACUAUGGAGGAGCUGCAGCAGAGUGUGGCCACGUUGGGCAGUACGUUGACCAGUGUCCAUCAUGAUGUGGAGACUCUACAGACUGCAGCUGAUGAACAGAGGAGGAAGGUGGAAGCUCUUCAGAAAGAUUGUGUGCAGAACUCCCUGGAAGAUCUGAACAGCACAGUGCUGCUAUAUGUCAGGCAGAAUGAUCUGCGGCUUCACACCAUGGACUCCAUGUUGUCUAACAUAAGCCAGAGGGUGGCUUCCCUACAGAGCAGUCAUCUGCUGCAUAACAAGGAGGUGGAAAAUUCUACAGACUCAAAUAAUGAAAGCCGAGCGGACGCUGCCGAGAAUUCAAAGCGAGAAGAUGCCUCGGAAAUCCAGGAGCAGCUGCAUCUCAUCCAUUUGCUGACAAAUGCCCCAGACAGUGACAAGGCAAAGGCGGGUGACACUGUGACCUCUCUGCCUCCGCUGGAGCAGAAGAAUGCAAAGUCUCCGCUGAGAAGACGACGACGUCGUGGUCUGGUAUUACCAGGAAUUUCUUCUGUACAAGAACUUGAGGAUGUCUUUAGAGAAUCUGCAGGUGGAAUUGAUGGAACGUUUUCUCUCCAAGAGCUGGAGCUGCGGCUUCGCUGUGGACGGCUGCCGUUUCUGAAGGAUUACGAUGUUGAUGGAGAUGAGCGCUUGUCACUGAUAGAACUGAGGCCGCUGGUUGGCAUGUAGCAGGGUGACUGGUGACUGCAUUCUUCCACUCUCCGACCAGUGAGGCUCACUAUAGGGGUCUCUGAGCUCCUCCACCAGCUGCACUGGAUUCAUCUUCUGGAGGAAUUGGUUUUAGCUGUAGUGUGAAAACAUUCUCAUUUUAUAGUUUACAUAAGCUUGCCUUAAACUGGUGUCUUGCACUUUACCGAGUGGCCAUAGAACAGCCAGGAGGAGCCUGCACCAAGGAGCUGGCUUCUUCUCCAUGUUGUAAUGAAUGCAGGCGAGAGCUCAGGACCAGACUGAUCACGGGUGAACCAAGCGCAAGUCUGUCUGCAGCACUUCUGGAAGCCAAGACACAGGGUUAGUUUCCCACCAGGCGCUUCCAUGUUAAAAGGACGGCUCCUUUUUAACUCCAUAUUCAUUAAAAA